Patiria miniata (bat star) is the source of this 3430-nucleotide messenger RNA. RefSeq lists its product as uncharacterized. The transcript is spliced from 4 exons. The coding region runs from base 189 to 2360 and encodes 723 amino acids. The record is from RefSeq and is a predicted model, not a curated record. Lineage: Eukaryota; Metazoa; Echinodermata; Asteroidea; Valvatida; Asterinidae.
GCGCUCUUCAACUACAACAGUCGAAGCGUCGUAAAUUUACACAGCAUCGACCUUUGACAAAGUUUGAGGAAUCGGCAAUCUUUCAGGUCCUAGAAAGGCAGCAUUGGCUAUAAACCAUUAUCCAAUCAUCCUACCAAGGCAGGAGCAUCAAGAUUUUUGCAACACAGAGUGGGAGAGUAAUCCUCACAAUGCAAGCAAGGUCUGUUGACAGUUCCCUGCUGGCCGCCUUGCAGAACAUCCAGAAAGCCUCCGGAGCUGGGAGCAGUGUAUGUGAUGAAGGGGUCCGGUACAAGUUUGUCCCCACCCAGAGGAACAAACGCAAGCUGAUAGACAUCAACGCUGGCCACACAUACACGGUCAGGAAGGUGUACAAGAACACCACGCUAUGGCAGUGCACCAUGCGCAACAAGAACAUCUACUGCAGGGCCACCCUCCAGCAGUCUGGUAACAAAUUCAAGAAAGGCAACAACGACCACAUCCACCCAGGCCAGCUUGGAGUUGCCGAGUUUACAGCGAGUGGGAAAGUCCGGAAAAGACGAGCCCACAAGAAGAAAUCAACUAGGGAUGAAGCUAUCAGUCAAGCCGUUACAACGAUAUCUGAAUCUUUUGGGCAACAGAGACAAGAAAACAUCCUGGAAAUGCCACAGUUUUCUGGGAUCAGUACAGGGCCCAGUGGUUUGGGGUCCGAAGUCAGUAUCAGCCAGGCAGCAGCUGAGGACUCGGAUGAUUCCUCAGACGAUGAUGAUGAUACAGACCAAGUCCAACGUUUUCGUCCAAUCCAAGUCCAAUCAGAGCAUUUGCAGCCUGAGAUGAGCACAGGAUCCCAACCUGUGCACUUUGAAGGAACAAUCCAAGAUGGAACAAGGGAACACGUUGUUGCGUCAGCUGAUGGCAGCGUGGGGCCUGGUGUAGUGUCAGACGCCGACGUCAUUGAAACUAUUGCCGAGGAAUUCAAAGAACAGAGGGCACCAGAUGCAGAAUACACCAUCGUUGAUGGGUCCUCACAGAGACGGAACGCCAAGUUGACUGACAGUGCUGGAUACACGUACUGCCUCAAGAGCAGGAACAGUUAUACCAGCUACUGGCGGUGCAGCAUCCGCAACAAAAGCGUAAUGUGCCGGGCAUCAGUCGUGCAGACUGGGGAGGAAUUCAGGAGAGGGCAGUUUGACCACAUCCAUCCCAGUAAUCCCAACGGUGCAGUGGCUGCCAAGUUAGUGGCUCAAGUCAAGGCCAAAGCUUCGCUGGAUCCCGACGCACCAAUGAGUAACAUCGUCGGCGAGGCCUUGGUGGAGACGGUGGGUUACUACCAGCCAGGCCUUGGUAUUCCCAAGCCGUCUAACCUCGUACGUGCUGCCAAACGUCUGCGUCAGAGGCUGUCGCGGGGUUCAGAUAGCAUCCAUGACAGCUCCAUCCCGGCUGAUUUCCUGCAAAAGGUCAUCGAACGUGGGGAUAAAUCCCACAUCUUCCUGGCCUCCCCACAGCAGCUUCAGCUUCUGAGUCAGAUGACCCGAUGGUACAUUGACAUCAAUCCCAAAGUCGUCAAAUCGCCUCUCAAAGAGCUCGUGUCGAUCCAUGCCUUUGUGGCAGAUGACAAUGAGCCCAAACUCAGGCCCAUGGCCUUCCUGCUGAUGUCCCGCAAGAAGAGGAAAGACUACAAAGCAGUUUUCAGUGCCCUCAAAGAACGUCUCCCCGGAGAUUUAGCCGUCGCGGAGUGUAUCUUAGACUACGAGCCAACCCUUUGGAGAGCAAUCAAUGACGUCUUUCCGGGCGUUCAGUGUUCUGGGAGUGCCUCCCACUGGUCACAAGCUAUCUGGAAGAAAAUACAAGAGUUUGGGAUCCAAGGCAGCCAGGCUUACGUUCAUGAGCCUACCAGGGCCUACAAGCUCCUGAGAAAGCUGAUGGCUUUGUGUUACCUCCCAGCAGACCUCAUCCCCAGAAUGCUCAACAAGCUCCAAGAGAAGGCCAACACAGGAACAUUACACCAGCUGCUGAACUAUGUAGAAGCCACGUGGAUAGAGGGACCUACCUGUAUGUGGUCGCCAUCUGUCUGGAGCGUCUACGCACAACCCCAGCGGAUAAAUAAUGACGUGGAAGCCUGGAACAAGCAACUGAAUAGCAGAAUCAAGAAAGGCAAGCUGCCUCUCAGUGUUCUGAUCAUGCAUCUGCUCAGUGAGUCCAAGCCAGUCACCGCACAAGCCAAGCCGGCGUCCAAGAGACAUCUGAAGCGAUACCACAGCACCGUUGGCAAGAACCACCAGAUCGUCAAAUUCUGGGAGGAGUUUAAACAAGGGGACAGGAAACUGAAGCAACUGCUGAAUGCGUGCGUUACGUUUUGUCUUCCGGGAAGCAGCCACGUCUGAACCAAGCAUAAUGAUGCCAAGACAGUACCCAAGCUUACAAAAAAAGUACAUGUGCACAAAUCAUCCGCCUUAGUGUUCAUUCAGGAUGAAGAAAAUACUCAAGCAAAAUGGUCUCACUUUUGUUGUUGUUGUUGUUGCGUACAUGUAUUGCACAAUAUGCUACGUUACUGCAUAUACAAAUUAAACUGGGAAAUUGGUUCUAAUAGCAUUCUUAAAGUACAACUUAUUUUUUUCAGUGCAUACAUGUAUAACUUCACUGGAUUUCCAUGUUAAAAAUGUAUGUAGGAUUUGUAGUUUGUACUGCACGUGAUGAUAUGCAGAACAUUCGUCAUCCUGGAUGUACAUAUUAUACAGUACAUAUGUACAUAAUUAAUACAGACAAGUACACAGAAGUAUUUGCUUUAGGUUUUUUUUUUUCCAUUCAAAUCACAGUUUUUUUACUUUUACUAUUUUGACGCAUUUUCUAUACAUCAUCAGCAAUAAAUGCAUUACAGUUUGGGUUUUACAAAACUAAAUUACAUUUGCUGAAAUAUGAUUUCUUAAAUAGGCAUUCCAUCUGCAAGGUCUACACACUCAAUCAAUUCAAACCUCAAUGAAUCUGAUUGUCUUAAUGUUUAGAGCAUUGAAAUUGUACUUUGUUUUUUAGGAGUUUAUGACACACCCCAUAUUUUCAUUAUUUUUCUUUUGACACAUGACACAGUUGUAUGCUUCCCCAAAAGUCAUUUCAAAAAUGUUGUUCUUGCAAAAAUUAUUUUCACAGAACAUUCUUUUCAAGUGUCUGAUGCUGUAAUUAAAAUUCACAAAUUCUGACUUGAUUUAACAUUAAAUAAUUCAUUGCAGUGUACAAUAUGUAAUAAGUCACAUGUUACAUUGUUGGCCGCUUUAUUUCUUGUUAAAUAUUUCAUUAGAACUGCCUGUGGCUCAGAAAUCACUGGUGGCGAUAAACUUGGCAACGUUACUAAAAGUUAUCUGAAAUUUACGAUUAACAUAAGUGAUUUUAAAUUUUUCAUGUUUCUUAUUACAGUAGAGAAUUAUUUGUUCUAAAAAAAUUAAUUUUGAACAGUUGUGAA